AUGAAAUCUAUAUUUAUUAACGUAUUUAAUGUCGAUUUUCAUCGGUAUAUAAGUUUACUUAUUAUCAUUGUUUUUAUUCGACAAACUUCAGCAGGUGUAUUACCAUCACAAGAUUCUGUUUCAUUAUAUACAGCAAAUGAUAAAGUUGUUAUUUUAACAAAUCAAAAUUUUUCAUCAACUGUUUAUCAAUCUAAAACAGCAUGGCUUAUUGAAUUUUAUGCAAGUUGGUGUGGUCAUUGUCAAUCUUAUGCGAAUACGUAUCGUGAAGUUGCUAUUGAUACAUGGGGAUGGAAAAGAAUUGUUCGAAUUGGAGCAAUAAAUUGCUAUGCGGAAGAAAAUAGUGCUAUAUGUGAUCAACAUACGAUUGUGGCAUUUCCAACACUUCGAUUAAUAGCACCUGAAACAACUUUCAAUACAUCAAAAGCUAUAAGUCUAACAGCAAAUGAUGCAAAAGAUGUAGAAAGAGAAUUAAUCAAAGAACUUGAUGCAUUACAAAUAGCAGAUAAAACUUGGCCUCGUUUUAGACCUCUAAAUCAAAUUGCAUUCAGCGAUAUUUAUUCACAUGCACCGACAUCUGUAAAACUUAUGUUACUUAUAGUAGAAAAACAAGAUGAUUAUACUGGUCGACAAAUUAUGCUUGAUUUUUCAAAAUAUCAUGAACAAUUGACAAUUUUUCGUACAACAAUAGAUGGUAAAUUAUGGCAUCGUUUUCAAUUAAAUAUUACAGAAUUACCUGCUCUAUUAAUUGUUCAUCCAAAUCGAACUACAGAACGAAUUAAUACAAAACAGAAUAACAAUGAAAAAAUGGGUAGUCGAAAUUUAUUUAAUUAUGCAAUUCGAUCAUAUAUUCAUGAAAAAAAAUGUAUUGAUGAUUUCAAUGAUCGUGAUCUAGAAGAAAUAAUUCAUAGUAAAAAUGCACUUAAAAAUGCAGACAAAUUGAAAAUAUCAGAUACUGACGAGAAAAAACCAGAUGAUGUAGUAGAGACAAGAACUAUUUCUGAAAAACUAUCUAUGGUCGAUCUUGAAACAGCUUUAUCAUAUAUGUUACGACGAGAAAUACCUCGAAUUAAAGAAAUUCAAGGUGAAGCUUAUGAUGCAUUAUUACAUUGGUUGACUGUACUUAUAAAGUAUUUUCCUGGUCGUCAACCAGUUAUGAUGUAUCUUAAAAACUUAUUAUCAAAAGUUGACAAUCAACCAAAUGGUAUCACUGGAAAAAAGUUUCGAGAAUUCGCUGAUAUAAAUACACCAGAAAGUUAUUUACCAAAUAAUCAAGUUCGUUAUCAAUAUUGUACAGGUUCUUUACCACGAUAUCGUGGUUAUCCAUGUGGACUUUGGCUUCUUUUUCAUACAUUAACUGUUUCACAAGUUCAAUCAGAACCUAAACGAAUGCGUAUUAUUGAAAUUCCAUCAGCUGUAAAAAGUUUUAUCAAACACUUUUUUGGUUGUCGGCAUUGUAGUGAUAAUUUUAUGAAAGAAACAAGUGAUUUUCAUCAACUUGAUUCUGGUGAUAAAAAUUCAGCAAUAAUUUAUCUUUGGAAAAUUCAUAAUCAUGUUAAUAAACGUUUACAUAGUGAUGAAACUGAAGAUCCAAAACAUCCCAAAGUUCAAUUUCCAUCAGAAAAUCUUUGCUCAAAAUGUCAAUCAGAUAAUAAUAAUUUUGAUAUGACAACAACACUCAAUUUUCUUUUAAAAUUUUACUCAAAAAAUAAUAUUGACCUGACAUCAGUAGAGGAUUUUACGCCAUCUGGUAAUACACAAGAUGAAUUAACACGUAAACCUUCUAUUGAUCAAUAUGAAAUGAUUGAAAUUAAUAAUGAUUCAACCAAAAAAUUUCGAAAUAUUCGAUAUAUCAUAUCAAUUAUUCAACGUUUUCCAUUCUAUUUUCUAAUAUUUUCAGUGAUUAUUAUUAUUAUUAUUCGUAAACGAUAUUGUAAGGGAAAAAGAAAACGAUAUACACUAUAG
Adineta steineri is the source of this 1962-nucleotide messenger RNA. Lineage: Eukaryota; Metazoa; Rotifera; Eurotatoria; Adinetida; Adinetidae. The record is from the annotation of a GenBank genome assembly.